Messenger RNA from Myotis myotis, 1572 nucleotides. RefSeq names its product cytochrome P450 26C1. NCBI's taxonomy places the organism in Eukaryota, Metazoa, Chordata, Mammalia, Chiroptera, Vespertilionidae. The transcript has 6 exons. Bases 4 to 1572 code for a protein of 522 amino acids. Gene Ontology annotation, molecular function: iron ion binding; heme binding; oxidoreductase activity, acting on paired donors, with incorporation or reduction of molecular oxygen. Gene Ontology annotation, biological process: sterol metabolic process. The record is from RefSeq and is a predicted model, not a curated record.
GCCAUGUUCCCCUGCGGUCUGAGCUGCCUGUCUGUGCUGGGGGCGGCUGGCACCGCUCUCCUGUGCGCCGGCCUCCUGCUCAGCCUGGCCCAGCACCUCUGGACCCUCCGCUGGAUGCUGAGCCGGGACCGGGCCUCCGCUCUGCCCCUGCCCAAGGGCUCUAUGGGCUGGCCCUUCUUCGGGGAGACGCUGCACUGGUUAGUUCAGGGCUCGCGCUUCCACAGCUCCCGCCGGGAGCGCUACGGGACAGUGUUCAAGACACACCUGCUGGGCAGGCCGGUGAUCCGCGUGAGCGGCGCCGAGAAUGUGCGCACAAUACUGCUGGGCGAACACCGCCUUGUGCGCAGCCAGUGGCCACAGAGCGCGCACAUCCUGCUGGGCUCGCACACACUGCUCGGCGCGGUUGGCGAGCCACACCGGCAGCGGCGCAAGGUACUGGCUCGAGUAUUCAGCCGCGCGGCGCUGGAGCGCUACGUGCCACGCCUGCAGGGGGCGCUGCGGCGCGAGGUGCGCUCCUGGUGCGCAGCCCGCCGGCCGGUGGCAGUCUACGAUGCUGCCAAAGCCCUAACCUUCCGCAUGGCCGCGCGCAUCCUCUUGGGGCUGCGGCUGGACGAGGCGCAAUGCGCGGAGCUGUCCCGAACCUUCGAGCAGUUUGUGGAGAACCUCUUCUCACUGCCCUUGGACGUGCCCUUCAGCGGCCUGCGCAAGGGCAUCCGGGCAAGGGACCAGCUACAUCGGCACCUGGAGGAGGCCAUUGCGGAGAAGCUCCAUGAAGACAUGGCUGGGGAGCCAGGUGAUGCCCUGGCCAUGAUUAUCCACAGCACUAGGGAGCUGGGCCAUGAGCUCUCAGUGCAGGAGCUGAAGGAGUCGGCUGUGGAGCUCCUCUUCGCCGCCUUCUUCACCACCGCCAGCGCCAGCACAUCUCUGGUCCUGCUGUUGCUGCAGCACCCGGCGGCCAUCACCAAGAUCCGGCAGGAGCUGGAGGCCCAGGGGCUGGGGCGGGCGUGCAGCUGCGGGCCGGGGGCCGCAGGGGAUGGCGCGGGGCACUGGUCAGACUGUGGCUGCGCGCCAGACCUCAGCCUCGCCGCGCUGGGCGGUCUGCCCUAUGUCGACUGCGUGGUCAAGGAGGUGCUGCGCCUCCUGCCGCCGGUGUCCGGGGGCUACCGCACCGCACUGCGCACCUUCGAGCUUGACGGCUACCAGAUCCCCAAGGGCUGGAGCGUGAUGUAUAGCAUCCGGGACACGCACGAGACGGCCGCGGUGUACAGCAGCCCGCCCGAGGGGUUUGAUCCCGAGCGCUUCGGUGCCUCGGGCGAGGAGGCGCGGGGCGCAUCCGGCCGCUUCCAUUACAUCCCUUUCGGCGGCGGUGCGCGCAGCUGCCUCGGUCAGGAGCUGGCGCAGGCGGUGCUCCAGCUGCUCGCGGUGGAGCUGGUGCGCACGGCGCGCUGGGAACUGGCCACGCCUGCCUUCCCAGCCAUGCAGACCGUGCCCAUCGUGCACCCGGUGGACGGGCUGCGCCUCUUUUUCCACCCGCUCGCGCAUUCCGCAGCGCGAGAUGGGCUCUGCCUCUGA